UCACGUCCAUUCGUCGUCGGUGGGUCGGUCGGGUCAUUCCUCUUCUCUCUGGUGGUGUUCGUUCUUUUCGGGAGUCUCCCCCGGUCUCCCCUCUUACAGCUUCGUCCACCAACUUCACACAUAUGAUGAUGGACAACAUCCCGAGGUUUCAACCAAGUUGGUGGAUGUCGGACGGGCUCGGAGCUUGGCUAAGCUUGGAUGAAGCUGGUAGAGCAGGAAAGUUGGAAUUGGAUAUCCAAUGUUGACACUCGGCCGAGUGUUGAACGGGAUAGAUCGGAAGGUCUGGGUUGGCAAUAAGGUAGGAGAGAGUGAAGUGGGCUGGCCUGGAGGAGGAAGAUCAUGGGGAUAGAAACCGUGUGUGUACGCGAGUGUGUGUCUGAGAGGGCGAGUAGUGUGCCUAACAAUUUCUGCUUUUCAAUGAGGAAAGGAAAGGCAACGUCGGCCUCCAGAGCACCAGCAACACCCUUUUUGGCCUUUCUUCUGGCUCUCCUUGGUGGUGGCGAUCUGCUCUUGUGGGUUAGACAAGGCUAGCCGAACACCCAGUUCCGAUAGAGAACAAGGACUGUUCCUGGCCUACCCUCACAACCAAAGCCUAAGAACCAAAAUCUGGGUCGAAUGGCAUCCAAGACAAAAGGGUCACGCCCCACAUUAAGGGACACGCCCUCAAUGGUAAAUUCUGCACCUGAGAGGAACAAGAGAGUGUUGUGAUAUGAAUAAUAUACUUCAGUAUUGACCAACAGUUCGUAGCAUAAUGGAUAUGCUACAGAAAGAUACGUUGUCAAUGAAGGGAUACUUGCUGUGGUUGUGUUUUUUGGCAGUAAGCUGGUGUCCCACCUCCUUGGCCAUACAAUGGCAAGACAACCUUCGGCCCAAAUUGUUCUGCUCAAUGACCGACAGAGACUACACAGCCUUCUUGGGAAAUGUGACAUCCAAGAACCACUUUUCGCAACUGUUUUACACCUCUACCACCGUGGACAAGCUCUCACCCCCGUUACUUCUUAUUGGAGCUAGAAACAUUAUGUAUAAAGUUAGUGCAGAUGAGCUUCGCCUUAAACAGACUCUAGUUUGGCACGCUUCAGACUUCGAUAAAGAAUCUUGCUCAGUCAAGGGCAAAAACAAAGAAACUUGCCAAAAUUAUAUUGUCGUGAUUCAACAAUACAGCACGGAUCCCUCGAGAUAUUUGAUUUGUGGGACUAAUGCCUUCAAGCCGAUGUGUCGAGAAUACAUCGAUGAGCGAGGGUCGUACGUGAAGCGGAGUGAAUUCUCAGGCUUGGGACUGGCCCCCUUUGAUCCCGCUCAUAACUCCACUGCGGUUCUGGUGGGAGGAGAACUUUACUCUGGAACCGUUGCCGAUUUCACCGGAGUGGAUCCUAUAAUAUUUCGUGAACCUCUUCGAACCCAGCAGUAUGACUCGGUUCAGCUCAACUCUCCUGACUUCGUCGGUUCUUUUGAACAUCAGGAUUUCGUAUACUUUUUCUUCCGGGAAGCAGCUGUUGAGUACAUAAACUGCGGGAAAGCAGUGUUCUCUCGAGUUGCCCGCGUAUGCAAAGGUGAUCAAGGUGGACCGAACAAGGCCAAAAAUUCCUGGACCUCCUACCUCAAAACAAGGCUCAAUUGUUCCGUGCCUGGACACUAUCCUUUCUAUUUCGACGAAAUCCAAGGCAUAUCCGAACUCGUUCAAGGUCAAUACGGCCCUGAAUCCGAUGGCCGAGACUCGGUUAUCUAUGCUACAUUCACCACUCCAUCAAAUUCAAUCGGAGCAUCCGCCGUGUGCGCAUUUAGACUCCGGGAAAUAAGUGAUGCAUUUAGCGGGCGUUUUAAAGAACAAAGAUCAUCAGGCGAGAACUGGCUCGCCGUUGACGAUAACAAGGUUCCGUCACCGCGACCAGGAAUUUGUAACAACGACACAAAAAGUCUUCCAGAUCAGAACUUGAACUUCAUCAAAACUCACUCAUUAAUGGAUGAGCCAGUUCAACCAUUUUUUGGAUCUCCCAUUGUCAUUAGGACUGGAAUGGUGUCUAGAUUCACUGUGAUUGCAAUUGAUCCCCAAAUCAAGACCACAGAUGGACGAGCCUUUGACGUCAUUUUUGUCGGUACAACGAACGGACGAGUUUUGAAAGUGAUAAAUGCCCAAUCUGCUUUUUCCCGGACCAAAGUGGAAACAAUCAUCAUCGAGGAAUUGCAAGUUUUUUCCAAUACUAUCUUUAUCAAGGAUGUGAAAGUGAUGGGACAUGGCACCGAAGGCCAACAAAGUCUAGGCUCACUUGCAGUUAUGUCUGAGACUGAAGUGCGAGCUUUCCCGGUCCAACGUUGCGAUCGGGCCUCUACCUGUGUUGAAUGUGUGGCCCUCCAGGAUCCGUAUUGCGCUUGGGAAAUUAGGUCGUCGAGAUGUAGUUCGGGGGAUUGGACGAAAAAUAUGGCUAGCAGUUUCAUCCAAUCGAUCACCACGGGAAUUCAUCCACAUUGUCCCGCUGGCGAUGCGGCAAGUGCUUCGGCACAAGCCGUGAGUCAAGUGUAUUCUUAUGAGAAAUUCCUCGGAGGACUGCAACUAGGGCAAGUCGUAAAUAUUAUUGAUGAAAGCCGAUUGGAAAACGAAAUUGGAGCUGGAACCCAGGGAGGGAGCGGGAUAAUAACCUCUGAUGUGGGUGCAGGGUCUGGCAAUGGCGUUCAGGUUGUGGAACCAUCCCAAGUUCUUUUUUCUUUGGAAACUCUGAUCAUUACUGUAAGUGCCGGCGCUGUGGCUGCCUUAGUGGUUGGGUUUGUCACGGGCUAUUGCUGUGGCCGAAAGUGUCGCAAGGAAGAAGAUGGGCACAUGCCCUAUCCUGAUACAGAGUACGAGUACUUUGAACAAAGAGGCGGACUAGCACGGCCCAUUUUAAUGGGUCCAGCUGGUGCUCCUUUAUUACCCGCACAAUCUGCUAAGCUUCAUGAUGGACGGCACGAAGAGGUCACCUAUGCUGAACCCGAUUUAGUCUCGGGACCUCUCAGACAGAUGCCACCUCCCACCGCAAAUCAGUUGGCUAUGAUGGCCCCUCCACCUCCUGGUCCUCCCACGAUGAUGCCAGGGACCAACCGAUAUCAGCCUUCCAUAGGAGGUGGUCCACCUAGUCAAGGUGUGUUGGGUGGACAUUACUCAAGUUCCUUGCUGAAUCCUCAGAACAAGUUCAAUACUAUUCACGCAGGUGGGAAACGCCCCUUGCCCAGCAUAAAUCAAUAUGAAAGCGCCGCUGAGGCCAAGCUGGGGAGUGGUAAAGACCCUGCCUACUACGCCAGGGGUCGCGACAAUCUCAACUCGUAUCAUAUGUCAACCUUGGGUCGAAGCACCUCCAUGCGCAACAAGGACCCCCUGAACACCCACAGGUCCAUGGGUGACCAUUCCAAUGCAAGCAGCUCUGAAGGCUCUUCUGGUGGGGGAGGUAAUGGCCUGGGUACUGGAGGGGGAGGAGGGAAAGGGUCCCAAGUGGUAGACAGUGCCUAUGGAACCACAAGGUCUGUGAAGAGCAAAGUGUAUUUGUAACCGGAGACUGAAUAGAGGUGGCAUUCUUGGCACUUGGUUAAGAAUGGCCAAGUUAUUGUCAUUAUGGUUGCAGUCAAGCAUUGUCAGUGAUCUCAACAAGCUUUUUUUCUAAGAUUGCAAAUCUUGUUACUGAAAUAUUCCUUCUGAACUCCUCCCUAUCUCUUUCCCACACACCCCUCUCUACCCGAUUAACUCGAAGUGUACAUUUCCAGUUCCAACCAUUCCCUGUAUCCCCUUUUGAAGGGCUUGAAAACGCACUUCCAUCAAGCCCAUCAACCCGCUCUUGCUGCCCGUGAACUCCCGCAAAAUUAAGCCUUUGAAUCUUUCACCUUGAGAAUGCGUUUCAAGCAAUCUUUCUCGACAUCACACAAAAAAUAUCAUUUCACUACUGUAUUCUAGUCCUUGAUCAAACGCACAUCACAAAGCCUUUUAGUAGGCUUACAAUGGCCACAUACCGUCUCCAAUAUUCUGGGUUACCCUUUUUAAUACUGUAUCAUAACCCCGACGAUGGCCCGAUUUUUACCAAGUCACUAGAUUUGCGGAAACAGAACACAUCAGCAUUGAUUGAUUAUUCGAGGCAGAUCGGGCAGAGUUCCUGAACACUACUCGAACGAAAUUGCAAAAUCACCAGUUAGCACUAGUCCUAUCGCACGCUAUUCACUUUUUGAGCAAUGUACCAUCCAGACUGGAAACGAAAAGUUGUGCUUUUAUUUCAAUCGCCAUCUUUACCUUCUCAAUUGCAAUCGGCCGACCAGUUUUGAGCGAAGAUGAGCUCAAACCAGUCAGUUAGUAUUGGGCAAGAUGUUUGGUCACGUUCCAUUCGUUUUUUUUACUUCAAACAUUGAACACUGGCAUUGACUGUCUGCCUGGGGAAAAACAUUUUUCUAUUGGUUCUGCCUCAUCUUUGAUAAACGAACUAUUUUGAUUAUAUUUGAAUGGAGAUACGAAAGAACCGUGAGGCAACUUCAAAGCAAUCAAGUGCCGAGCUUUAUUUCCGGAUCAUUUUACAAUCUUUACGGUACAUAAAAAUUACGGACGUAUACUAAUUAUGAACUGCUGCUUAUCCGCAUCAUUGAUAUAGAUAUUAAGUGAACGACAUCAACAACAACUACUUCGACAAGAACUACAACAAUGACGCCACAAAUUCCGUUGGCAACGAUUAUUAUUGAUAUUUUACCAACAUUUCGAAUAAACGUGUGUUCGAAUUCCAUUA
This is a messenger RNA of Tigriopus californicus, 4730 nucleotides long. Its product is annotated as semaphorin-1A-like. Lineage: Eukaryota; Metazoa; Arthropoda; Copepoda; Harpacticoida; Harpacticidae. Bases 752 to 3517 code for a protein of 921 amino acids. Gene Ontology annotation, molecular function: chemorepellent activity; semaphorin receptor binding. Gene Ontology annotation, biological process: neural crest cell migration; positive regulation of cell migration; semaphorin-plexin signaling pathway. The record is from RefSeq and is a predicted model, not a curated record. The transcript is spliced from 7 exons.